AUGGCUAAUACAAGCAGCAGCGACAAAUGGUAUUUUACAAAAGAUCAGUUGGAAAACACGCCGUCAAGAAAAUGCGGAUACGACUCGUUCAAAGAGCUGUCGUACAGACAGCAGGCCGCCAAUUUUAUCCAGGACAUGGGCCAGAGACUUAAAGUGAACCAGUUAUGCAUCAACACGGCAAUCGUGUAUAUGCACCGCUUCUAUGUGUUCCACUCGUUCACCCAAUUUCCAUGGCACCAGAUAUCUGCGGCCGCCCUAUUUUUGGCGGCCAAGGUAGAGGAGCAACCCAGGAAGUUGGAAUACGUCAUCAGGGCAGUCCACAUAUGCAGGAAUCCUCGGGACACGAGUUUCGAUAUUCAUUCAGAAAGGUAUUUGUCCCAAGCUCAGGAUUUAGUUUUUAACGAAAAUGUAUUGCUGCAAACGUUGGGCUUUGAUGUAGCCAUAGACCAUCCUCAUACACAUGUUGUACGAUGUUGUCAUUUAGUGAGAGCCAGUAAAGAUUUAGCACAAACUUCAUAUUUUAUGGCUAGUAAUAGCUUGCAUUUAACCACAAUGUGUAUCCAAUAUAAGCCGACAGUUGUGGCUUGUUUUUGCAUAAUGGUAGCAUGUAAGUGGUCGAACUGGGAGAUUCCACUUUCCAAUGAGAAAAAGGAAUGGUAUUCGUAUGUGGAUCCCACUGUAACGGCCGAACUUCUACAGCAACUUACUGAGGAAUUCCUCGUUAUAUUUGAGAACUGUCCUUCAAGACUGAAAGAGAAAAUCAUGGCGAUUUCGGAAAAUGUUACUCAUUCAAACCCGCCACAGACUAACUCGCCAUUUGACCAGGAUCCUAAAAAGAUCACUGACUCUAAAGAUCCCAACCAACAUAGAAGUUCACAUGAUAGUAAAGAUCAUGACAUACACAAGCAUCGAUCUUCGAGGCCGCACGAAUCGAGCUCCAGUAGCAAUCCACAAAGGGACAGAGAUCGCGAGUACAGGGAACGCAAGGAGCGGGAAAGGCUGGCCCACCAGCAUGGUCAGAAGCAUCCGUCGUCUAUUCCCGGCAAACCUAGUCACGGACACCACAAACCACCCAACAUCGAUCCGAAGCUCAAGCCGCCUUCACGGCCUUCCGGUGUAUCGUUCAACAUGCCGCCUGGCAGACAAGAGCCGCGCGACCUUCUCAGGGAGACUUCCAAGGACUCGCCAUUCGGUGUGGGAAACAAGGACUAUAGAGACCACAACAGAGAACACGGCAAGGAUCCGGUGAAGGAGCUUGUGCGCGGGGACAAGGAGGUCAAGAGUCAGCGCGAUUACCUUCUUAAGCCCAAUGUGACUGAAUCGAACAGUUUAAGCAAUUAUCCAGACAAUCGUUUAGGUUAUAAUAGUGAUAAACGUGUUGUGGACCCGAACAGGUCUCGCGUUGACGCAAACAAAUAUCCCCCCAAGCACGAAUCUUCGUCGCGUCCUAGUAAAUCAUACGCAAAAACUGAAACUGAUAACGCUAAAAAAUACUUAAAUGCUCCACCAGUGCAUGAGAAGAGUAGUGCUUACAUGAACAAAUCUUCAAAUUCUACCUCGCAAAAAAUGAAGUCGCCUUUAAUUGUAGACUCGUCCAAGUCCGUCCCGAUGCCGAAUGUAUCUCAUACCACAGUUAAAUCCUCUCACCACAACGGCAGCAGCAGUAACGGUGGCAGUUUGCCAGUUUUUACCGACAUAAAAACUAAACCCGAACCCGAAGUAAAACAGGAAGUUAUUCAGCCACCACAAACAAUCAAAAGGCCUAGCUUAUUUUCUCCCGAAAAGACACCACCACACAAGUCGCAACCGCCUAUUGCCCUCAAAACAUCACCAGAUUCUGUUCGCAGAAGCAUGGAUACACACACGGCGCCUGCCUCACAAAACGCAUUGAAAGUACUUUCGCCAUUGACGUCGCCUGUCGGCAAGAGAAACAGAAAUUAUUCUAGUAGCUCGGAGCCGGAGCUGAGACCGGUCAUGAAGAAAAUUGAUCAAGUGGAAGGGUUUGAGAACCUAAUGCGAGACUCGACUAUAAAUAAAAUUCCCAAAGUUCCUGACAUACCAGUUGAGGAAAAAUCUGACGAGACAGUCGCGCUUGGAGAUGGUCACGCAGACACUCAAGCCCCGAUUGGUGAACUCGUGCCGUUAACAAACGGCAUCGAAAUUAACGCCACGAUGAUUAGUAAUUUAUUAAAAGAGGCGUCGCAAAUGUCCCAUUUGCCUCCGGUGAGCGCUACCAAUGUUCCGGCCACGUCUCAUGCGGAAACUGUGCAGCCGCAAUCUGAAGUGAAAGAGAAGGACCAUCAUCACCAUAAGAGUAAAAAGAAAAACAAAGAGAAGCACAAACAUAAAGACAGGAGCAAGGAAGAUAAGGAGAAGAAGAAAAAGCAUAAAGAUAAAGAUAGGGAGAAACACAAGCAUAAAGAUAAACAUGUCUCUGAGCCCGUUCCGGAGGUAGCGAACAACGAACCAAUCAAGAUCAAAAUACAGAAAGACAAAAUUCUUCCUGAAACGCCCCCCGUUCCCAGCGUGGGUCUGAAGAUAAAAAUCCCAAAAGACAAAAUAAAGACUGAAGAUAUUGGCGAACCCUCAAAGCCCCUCCCGCAGCCGCCCUCAACUGGCGCCCUAAAGAUCAAAAUCCCAAAGGAUAUAAUCAACAACUGUAACAUGGAACCAAGCAAUAACUCGUCGAGCGGUGGCAAGAAGCGUGAUCGCAGCUCGUACAGCGGCGAAGGUGCCCCACCCACCAAACUGUCCAAGUCCUCUUACAAGGACCCGAAGCAAAACGGCCGCCACUCGUACAGCAGCAAGGUAAGCAACUAUCCAAGUAAUAAUAGCGCCCAGAUGCGGUACCCCCCACCGACCCAAUUCCCGCAAAUGCACCCCAACAUUCCACCACCGCCAAGGCCCAUGUAUCAGAUACGUCCGCCGCCAACGGCUGCGCCUCGGUACAUGUAUCCGGCGGCGCCGCACGCAGCCCUACCGAACAUGAGCGUGCCUCCCCCGCCUUUCAUGUACCCGGCUGACGGUCAGAUCUACGGUCAGUACUACAACCCCGCAUAUAUGUAUUCCACUCACAUGCCUACCGUCGACAUGUACCAUCAGCCAAUGACGUCGAUGCCUAAUGCUAUCGGUGCUAAUCCCCCACUACCCAUAGAUGCACCCCCCGACGUGCCUCCUCCCCCACCGCCUGAGUGAAACCUACUCGAUUUGUAGUUCGUAUAUUUGUUAAGAUGUAGAUAGUACCAAUAGAUAGAUAUAUUGAAUUAUGCGAGUUUAAGGCAAGUUAAAAAAUCAAAUUUGGUGUCUUAUUCUUGUAUCGGAGAAGCAAACCUUUAAUGAACCAACCAAUGAAUUUAUUAAUUGCACUUGUUGAUGAAAUACUUUUGGAAAUAUUUUAUUUAUUUAAAUUUGUUUUUAAGUUUUUUAGGGUAUAUUAGAAAUAAUAUUGCAUGUUGAUUUGUUUUGGCAAAAAAAAAAUAUAAUAAAAAAUUAAAAUCAUUAUUGAUAAUGUUUGUAAAAAUAUAUUGGAAAAUUAAUUAAUAGAAUUUUUUAUAUUUAUUUUGCUAUUUUUUGUACAUAAUUGAAUAUCUGUCCUGGAGAGAGUUAUUUAUUAAGUUUUGUUUUUAUUAAGUUUAUUAAUUAAUCAACAAGUUUAACUAAUAAUAAACCCAUUUAAAUUUAUCUUUUAUCCAACUGGAUAACAAUCUGGUGCAUUAAAACUAUGUUUCUCCAAUUAUUUAUUACACGUAAAAAUCAUAAAAAACGCGUUAUUUAUUCGUUAAUUGCAGUUGUUUUGUUACAAUAUAGAAACAAAAAAAAACAGCGGAUGCUAUUUCAAAUUUCAAACAUUUUUUUAAAUCAAUUUGUGUUUUUCUAGUCAUAAAAAUAUGUUUAAAAAUACCACUUGAUCUCCAUGUGGCAUUAAAAUUGCUCAAGCGCAAAUAGGUAAUGCAACUACACUUAGAGCAGGUUUGACUCAAGGGUUCGUUUAUGUAUUGCCUUUAGGAAAUAGUUAUUUUUUAUUUUCUGUUAAUAACAAUGAUAAUGUAUCAAUAAUUUGUACAGCAUUUAUCAGAGUUAAUUUAACUAGAAUUUUUGUAUAUUUAUUACUGUGUAUUCGAUCAUUCACUUAUGUAUGAAGUCAUUUUGUACCUGUGUAAAAGAAAUCUUUCUUAUGUUUAGCACAUAUUGUUAUUAGAAUUAGACUUUUAUUUAGAUUUUUAUCAUAGUUGACUCUUAAAAUUUAAUAUAUACGUAUAUAUUUUUAUAAAUCUUGUAGUAGAUUGUAAGCACCUUGAUAUAAUAAAACUUGCCUAACACACUCUGAAGCAUAACCGUAUUUUUUAUUACACUUGAUGGUAGAUUUGCAUGUGUUAAUGAAUCUUUUAUGUUUUGCAGCAUGAUCUGUCUUCUGUUUUAUAUGUAAUACUUUUACAGGGUCCUUUAUAUUUUAUAGUUUUAUUGAAUUUUAUUAUCAAUAAACGCAUAUUUUCUUAAACAAUAAAAUUAUUUCCCUAAUCACAUAUCUCAGUAGUUUAGGGCAACUCAGGGAAUAUUUCAUUCAAUCGACUGCUUGGUGUAUUAGUACUAUAAAUAUAAAAAAAUAUAUACAAAACUUUCGACAAUAUUUAUGUUAAGGAGGGGGGGAACUACUGCGUUUUAUUCCGGAGUCAAUUAAAUUUGAAUUUAAUCGAAUUAUAUCAGUUCAUAAAUUUCAGUGUAUUGAUUGAGUGUAAAGUAGAUUUAUUAGUCGUAGUAAAAGGCCUUCUUCCUACAUAAAUACUAACAUGAGAUACCGUAAAUGUAGAUUUUACGUGAGAAUAUAAAAAAUAUGUUUGAGAUAUAAAGAAGAUAGCUAAAAGUAAUUAGGGUUGUGGACUUAAUAAAUCAGUUUUGAUUUGAAGUAAUUGACUAGUUGGAAUUUUAGUUCGUAAGGAGUAAUGACAUUUGUAAGCAACAAGUUUCCGUGUUGAGUGGACGACUUGUUCCUAGUGGUAUGCAUGAGUCGAAAUUUUGAAUAAAUUCUACUAAUACACUACAAGAUUGUACAUAUUCAAAAACAAUCGAGCUCGUCAUGGGUUACCAUUGAAUGGUUUCCGUUUAUAUUUUUAACACAAUAAUAAAGUCAGCUUUUAUGUGAGAUGUAGUUUAUUUGGAAGCCCGGAAGCGGUCGUUUCUAAGGUAUUUGGUGCUUUACAGGUGACGCAAAUGGGUGAUGGCGAUGCAUCCCUGCACAAGUUGGCCGAUUCUAAGUAUAUCAGCAAGGGAUCGUCAUAACUUUCGUCAAAAAUAAAAGCGAUCGUUGUUAAUACAUUAUACGUCGCUCUCGAGCGUCCAUAGAAAAGUAGUGCUCCCUGUAGCAAACGCUGUCACUCUUUGUAUACUUACAUUUGCAAUUUGUUGUUCAUUCAUAGUGGGUAGAACGUUUUUCUCGAAAUUUAAUAUAUGUAUAUAUGUAAAAAGUUUAGGCUGUUUAUCAAAAUUGUGAUCCUUCGGUAAAAUUGCAGUUGGAAAAGAGAGUGACAUACUUUGCCAUGUAGACUCCUGAGAUGGUUUAAAGGUUUUUUAAAAAACAAACAUUUUUAUACAAUCAAGCCUAGAUUUUGAUACGUUACGUAUAAAUUCUUUAUAAACUGUAAAUUAUUUUAUUACACACCAAUAACGUCAACAUAGAUAUAAAUAAUUUUUAACAAUGUUUCACAUCUAUUAAAUAUUAUUACAAUUAACGAUUGUUUAUUGUGCAACCGGCUGUGAAAAGUAUGUGACUGAUCUUCUCCAAAGGUCGCUCGUGACUCAAUUAGAUAAUUAUAAAUUCAUUUAAAUCAUAACGAACUUUUAACACAGAGCUAAGCAAAACUUUUACUUUAAACCAUCUCAUUUGUUUUUGAUAUGCUCUGUGUGAAUGAUUAGGACUUUUUUUAUUAUAAUGGUUCAUUGCUCUGCUAAGCCCCACGGUACAACAAUUAAUGUUUUCUUGUGUCUUAUUUAGUGUAAGGAAAUUUACAUUACGGGUAUAAUUUAAACAUGAAGUGACACAAGGCAUUUUUCAUUUUACGCUAGCUGAGGAAACUUAUUCCAAUAUUGCACUUGAACCAUUAUCCGUCACGAAUAUCGAUCAUACUCACUUACAAAAGGUCUAAGAUGACUGUGUUAGAGGUUUUUUUAAAUUUUAUUCUUUUCUUUGAUUCUGAAUAAUAUAUUUAGAUAUCGCCAACUUGACUGAGCUUUAUUAGUACCGGCGUGAACCAUAGGUAUCAAUAUUAUUAAUAUUGAGUUAGCCUAUCUGUUGCAAUUUCAUUUACGAGUAUAUUAUCGCUGUAUAUACAUGUAUUUUCCUUCAUGUAUUUUCCUUCGUUAUAGUUUUCAUUAGAAAGAUACUAAUACUCGUCUAGUUUUGUUCGGGAACGUUAUAAUCUAUGGUUUAUGCGACUUAUCACUUAAAAUUCAUUUAGCUCUAUUUAAGCAGUGUUUUUAGUGUGUGUCGUGUUUUGUAAAUGUAUUUUUCACGCUUUUGUUUGCUUGAGAAUAUGUACAAAAAGAAUGAAAUUUAAAAGAAUCGCAACAAAACAUUUGUAUUUUUUAGUAAUUAAUUUGUGUUUUGGUGAUCCAAAGGACUGAAAUCAUAAAGAUGUUUUGGAUCUUAUUUAGGUAUACAUACUAUAGAUAGAACCAUCGAAUUUAAUGAAAUAUAUAUUUUCUAAAUAGGAAAUUACUCAAAAACUUACUUUUUGUGAUGUAAAAUGAAACUUGAAAAUAGUUAGGUAGGUUAGAUAUGAAAUGAUACUGAACCAAAAAAAAAAUAUAUUUCUUUUGUGUAGCAUUUGUAUUGAUUGCGUUCAAGUUCGAGAUUUGGAAAUGGUCAUUACAAAAAUUACCUAAAAACCUUUGAGUGUGUUAGGUGCAUAUUAUUUUAUACUGUUGAAUGUGUAUAAUGAAGAAAAUGUAUAGUUGUUUAAUUUAUUAUGAAUUUUUAAUUUAGUUAACUAUUUUUUUAAGUAUAUUGUACAGCAAUUAUAACCCAAUGCUUUAACAUAAAGUAAUGGAUGUAUUAUUGCUUAAUUGCAAUUUCUUAUAAAAAUCAUGUAAACACAAAAUAAAUUGUAAAUAAAGUUAUUUGGAAUGUUCUUUUAUUUUGGGGAUAGGCAAUUUCAAAUUGGGAAAAUUGUUUUCUUUGAAUCAUUUUACCUACUUUUAAUAAGUUAUAUUUUAGAUAUAUUUUACACGUUUACUGCCAAUAUAACUCCAAAUAAUAUAGCUUAUGGCCAACUUUUGUAUAUAUUUUUUACUUGUUAUGUAUUUUGUUGUAAUAUGAAUGAAAUAUAUUUAUAAGAAAAUUUA
Molecule: messenger RNA, 7338 nt
Organism: Aethina tumida (small hive beetle)
Lineage: Eukaryota; Metazoa; Arthropoda; Insecta; Coleoptera; Nitidulidae
Product: cyclin-T-like
Exons: 6
Coding region: 1-3195 (1064 amino acids)
Biological process (GO): regulation of transcription by RNA polymerase II; positive regulation of DNA-templated transcription, elongation
Cellular component (GO): nucleus; cyclin/CDK positive transcription elongation factor complex
Molecular function (GO): cyclin-dependent protein serine/threonine kinase activator activity
Source: RefSeq, a predicted model, not a curated record